AUGCGAGUUGAAUAUUCUUUUCUUAAAAUAUUUAUACCUUGGGUUUGUGAGGGUACCAUAACAGAAGAUAUGAUGUGUAUAGAAAACUGUUGUCUUUCUUGUCCAUAUACCAAUAAUUUUUAUCCCGCUGGUGAAUUGGAAGCUGCUUAUAAAAUAUUUUCAAUUUUUGGAAUGAUAACAUUUUUCGCAACGGGUGGAGCUUGUGCACUUGCUUGUUGUUCGGCGAUGUUAAUGAUACAUUUACAUUUGAUUACAGUCUGGAAUUCGGAUUUUGUAAUUCGUAAUAUACGAUAUUUCAACAUUUCAAUCCUUUUUGCCUCUUUAGCGGCAUCUUUGAUACCUUUAUUAAUGAACAUAAUAGAAUCAGAUCAUAUUUGUUUCAUCAAUAGUCAGGAUACAACCAUAAGUGCUCGGAAAACCUCUAAUAAAGCUAAACAUUCUUCUGCAUAUACCUUUUUUUUUGCGAAAAACAUAAUAACUGUACAAUGGCGGUCAUUAUUGGGUGCAUUACUCAUGUUAAUUGUAUACAUUAUAAAUUGGGUCUAUUAUAUUAAUGCUCCAAGUGCAAUUUCAUCGGGAAUGAGAUGGUCAAUGGAUUGGUUUGAAUGUCUCCAAAAAAAUAAUUCAAAUGAUUCCCAAAAUAUUUGUGCUUAUCUUAUGAAACCAUAUGUUCCUCCAUUUAGUUGGACUAUAACUUUAUUAUUUUUUAAUCGUUUCCUUGGUAUAUUGAUCUUCAUUAUAUUUGCUGUAAAAAAAUGUAUUUUCUUGGAAAUGUGGAAUGUUAUUAGUCGAAAGCCUGUUAAUGAACGUGAAGUGUGUUUUGAUGGAAAAACACUUAAAAAUGUUAAAUCUAACUCAUCUCUAACCAGGACACCUACAAACGAGCUAACAAAAAAUUCAACGGUGGUCUAA
Molecule: messenger RNA, 912 nt
Organism: Diversispora eburnea
Lineage: Eukaryota; Fungi; Glomeromycota; Glomeromycetes; Diversisporales; Diversisporaceae
Source: the annotation of a GenBank genome assembly